Molecule: messenger RNA, 1661 nt
Organism: Gaeumannomyces tritici R3-111a-1
Lineage: Eukaryota; Fungi; Ascomycota; Sordariomycetes; Magnaporthales; Magnaporthaceae
Product: aspartylglucosaminidase
Exons: 2
Coding region: 258-1313 (351 amino acids)
Biological process (GO): protein deglycosylation
Molecular function (GO): N4-(beta-N-acetylglucosaminyl)-L-asparaginase activity
Source: RefSeq, a predicted model, not a curated record
UUCCGAAUCGAGGAUGGCCAGGUAGGAGAUAAUGCCGUCGGGCAGGUUGCCGCCUGCAGAGAAUAUUUGUCGUUAUCGCCAUGUCAUGUCCGGCAGAGAGAACUUCCAGUGUUGGACCGAAACUCGAUGAAAUCCAAUUGAGAAAUCAUCACUAGGGAAUUGACUUUUAGCGCAGGAUCUGAGUGUGGCACACUUCCAAAUCCCCACACCGUCAAACCCGUGUCUUGCAUCAGCCCCAAGCGAAGCCACCAACCAAAAUGCACCGCCAGCUCCUCGCGCCCGUCCUGGCCCUCGCGGCCUGCGCCCGCGCCGCGCCCUCGCCGGGCCUACCCAUGGUAAUCAACACCUGGGGCGGGCCCUUCACCGCGGCGACAGACGCGGCCUACGACCUCAUCGCCAGGUCCCCCGCGUCGGCGACGGCGGCCCUCGACGCGGUGCAGGCCGGCUGCGGCGCGUGCGAGGCGCGCCAGUGCGACGGCUCCGUCGGCUUCGGCGGCUCGCCCGACGAGUCCUGCGAGACGACGCUGGACGCCAUGAUCAUGGACGGCGCCACCAUGAAGUCGGGCGCGGUCGCGGGCCUCCGCCGCGUGCGCGACGCCGUCUCGGUCGCGCGCGCCGUCCUCGACCGCACCUCGCACUCCCUGCUCGCGGGCGACCUGGCCACCGCCUUUGCGGUCCAGAAUGGGUUCCGCGAGGAAGGGUUGGCCACGGAUGCGUCGCGCGCCCGCUGCGCCGCGUGGCGCGAGGCCGCAUGUCAGCCAAACUACCGCGUCAACGUCGAGCCGGACCCGCGCUCGUCGUGUGGGCCCUACGCGCCGCUGGGGGGUGCGGCCCCGCCGCCCGCGGCCGCCGCGGCGCAGGCCUCGCACGACACCAUCUCCAUGAUCGCCAUCGACGCCGGCGGGGCCAUGGCGGCGGCCACGUCGACCAACGGGGCCAGCUUCAAGGUCCCCGGGCGGGUCGGCGACGGCCCCAUCGUCGGCAGCGGGUCGUAUGUCGACACAGAUGUCGGCGGCUGCGGCGCGACCGGCGACGGGGACAUCAUGAUGCGGUUCCUGCCCUGCUACCAGGCGCUCGAGAACCUGCGGCAGGGCAUGACGCCCAAGCAGGCGGCUGCCGACGCUGUCUGCCGCAUGGUGCGCAAGUACCCGGCGGUGGCGAGCGGCAUCGUGGUCGUCAACAACAGGGGCGAGCACGGCGGCGCCGGCUCCGGCUGGACCUUUACCUACUCGUUCCGCGGCGGCGCCAUGAACGCCACCGAGGUCGUCUCCGUCCCGCCCAUCUCGACCUGCGACCGCAUGGUGCAGCAGUGAGCGGGCGUGCACGUGGGAGGGGGUGCUGUGUCCAGGUAGGCAGAGGCGGGCGGACACGGUGACUCGGGUCUUGUAAUCAUGUAGGCACUACAUCUGCAGAAUCACCCACGACGCCGAUUGCCAGAUGACACGUGCUUUACGAAAAGACAUAGAACGUAUAAACGCCACCCAGUGGAAGCCCCCCUAUAACGAACGCCUUUCGCCCUAACCAAAGUCACACGAUUCCUCUUCCUGACCGUCCCUGUUUCCUGUGUCUCAUUACUCGUCCACAACGCUCAGGUUCCCCUCUCGCCUCUGACGAUUCAUCGGCCCCUGGCUCAUCAUUCUGACAAAGUUCCCCAAAGCCUU